Messenger RNA from Miscanthus lutarioriparius, 921 nucleotides. The record is from the annotation of a GenBank genome assembly. Lineage: Eukaryota; Viridiplantae; Streptophyta; Magnoliopsida; Poales; Poaceae.
AUGUGGAGUGCAGGAUGCAUGGAACAGUGGGCGCCGACGGCGGCAAUGGUGGCCACAAACGUCGUGAUCGCCGUCAUGAACGCGCUGAUCAAGCAGGCACUGAGCCAGGGCAUGAACAGGCUGGUCCUCAUCACUUUCCGGCAGAUGCUGGCCACCCUGUUCCUUGGCCCCAUUGCCUACUUCAAGGAAAGGAAGAUGAGACCAAAGUUCACAACCGAAAUCUUUGUGUACAUGUUCCUGAGUGGAAUUCUUGGGCCGGUGCUGCUUCAGUACACAUUGUUUGUGGGAUUGGAUUACACGACAGCAACAUUUGCUGCAACUUUCGGAAAUUUGCUUCCAGUGGUUACUUUCCUCAUAUCACUUGCUUUCAGAUUUGAAGCACUGGAGGUGAGGAGCAGGUCAGGGAGUGCCAAGAUCUCAGGGACACUCAUCUCCCUCGGCGGCGCAAUGAUGCUCACCUUCUACAAGGGUUCAGCACUGACCCACACCACCACAUCGCUGUCGCCGUCAUCCAUGGCUCCAUCCUCCUCCGGCAGCAGUGGCGAGCACGGCAGGGUCCGGUGGGUGCUGGGCUCCGUCUCCAUGCUCGCCAACGUCGUCGGCUUCGCGCUGUGGCUGCUCCUGCAGCGGAAGUUCACCCAGGAAGGUAUAGUGGCAUCCGGCAUUGGGUACCUCCUGCUCACAUACUGCGUGGAGAAGAGAGGCCCUGUCUUCACAGCUGCCUUCAGCCCGCUCGCUCAGAUCUUCGUCGCCGGCAUCGAUCUCUUCAUCCUCCAUGAACCUCUCUACCUUGGAAGCGUGCUAGGAUCAGUGCUGGUUAUUCUCGGACUCUACCUUGUGCUAUGGGGCAAGAAAGAGGAAGCUGCUGCUGCUUCGGCGAAACCAGUUCAGGCCGAGGUAGAACAGCAAGAGAAAGUGUGA